Sycon ciliatum is the source of this 3577-nucleotide messenger RNA. Its product is annotated as zinc finger protein 28-like. Gene Ontology annotation, molecular function: RNA polymerase II cis-regulatory region sequence-specific DNA binding; DNA-binding transcription factor activity, RNA polymerase II-specific. Bases 92 to 2971 code for a protein of 959 amino acids. NCBI's taxonomy places the organism in Eukaryota, Metazoa, Porifera, Calcarea, Leucosolenida, Sycettidae. The transcript has 2 exons. Gene Ontology annotation, biological process: regulation of transcription by RNA polymerase II. The record is from RefSeq and is a predicted model, not a curated record.
UCAAGUAUUUAAUUUGUUGUUUUGAAUUAGGAUAUUUCGCAUUGUAAGGAAGGAGAAUUACGGUUGUGAGAACUGUUGAAGUACGUAAAUCAUGGACGAUUGUGACUGGACUUCUGAGGACAGUGUGGACUUUGAUGCAUUCUCACUACUGCCUCCAUUAGUGAUAUGGACAAGCAGAAGGGCAGUCACGUGUCCUCCACCGCCAACUGCUCCAUCUUAUAGUACACCUUACUCAGCUCUUCACCACGUAUACCCCAAUAGUGGUUAUCAAGUAGCCACAUCAGAAGUCUCCUCUUCCCAUUAUUCUCUUCAGUGUACCUCUUUCUGCCCGGGGAGUACAGAAACAUCUACUUCCGGUGUCCUUCAAGACUAUCCACCCAUGCACUUGGUGUUAGAAAUCUCCAGGGACCCUCGACGAGAAAUCCAGAGGAGCAAGGAUACAAAGCCCAGUGAAGUUUCAACCACAGCUGUCAAUAACCCAGGUUUGGAUCCCUUGACAUCGGCAGGGGAGAAGGAGCACAUUUCACAAGAUGAAAGUAGUCCAACUGUUAACGGGUAUCCCGAACCCUUUUCAGAUAACUACACUGGCUACGAGGAAGUAGCGUUUUACACUGAAUUUGGCAAUUACUCCAGCAAAUUUGCCGAUAUGAACGUUCAUGCAGGGCUUGUACACAAAUUCGGACAUUUUCCAGCAUCCUCUCCAGUGGCUAGCUUACCUGAGGAUCCAAAAAAUCUCGUUCGUGAUGGGAUCAACAAUCGUCAUGCCACUGAGCUGGUCCAGGAGAUCGUUGGUCAACUUAAAGCUGACCUCCGAAAUCCAGACAAUACACUCUGUGAAGAAACCAGAAAGGCACUUGAUCGCCAGCCCGAUAGGCUCGAUCGUGGACAUUCAAAUCCUGGAGAAAAAACGUCUAAAUGUAAGCAUUGCGAUAAAUCAUUUUCUACUCAGUCCUGUCUUACUCCUCAUGAAUGUACACACCCAGAAGAGAAGUCGUUCGAGUGUAAAAUGUGUGAUAAAAAUUUCACUACGCGAUCUAAUCUUACCCGUCAUGCACGACUGCACUCAGGAGACAAAACGUUUGCGUGCACGUACUGCGAAAAGCACUUCAGUAGCAAAUACGGCCUACUUGUUCAUAAACGUAUCCAUACCGGGGAGAAGCCAUACAAGUGUAAUUACUGUGAUCAAAUGUUUGCCGAAAGACACGGCCUAACAGUACAUGAACGUACCCAUACUGGAGAGCGGCCAUACAAGUGUAACUUGUGUGACAAGUCAUUCAAGAAGUCAUCACACCUCACAGUGCAUCAACGCAUCCAUACUGGUGAAAAACCAUACAAGUGUAACGUAUGUGGCAUGGCAUUCCGGCAUAUGUCAGUUCUCGUAUGUCAUGAACGACUCCAUACUGGGGAGAAACCAUUUUCGUGUAAGGAAUGUGGAAAGUCUUUCACAAAGAAAUCCGGUCUAAAACGAAUCAUGGAUGAUUGUGAAUGGACCUCGCAGAGGAGCGUGGACUCUGAUGCACGCUCACCACUGCCACCACUAGUUAUAUGGACCAGCAGAAGGUCAACUGCAUGUCCUCCACCGCCAAAUAUACCAUAUUAUGGUACAUCUUAUGGAGCUCAUCACCACGCAAACGCGGAUAGCGGUAACCAAGUAGCGACCUCAGAAGCCUCCUAUUCGUAUAAUGCGCCGCCUCCACGAUCCUCACUCAGGCCUUGGAGCACAUCAACAUCUACAUCCGGUGUACUUCAAGAUCAUCCUUGGCUGGACAAUGUGGCAGACAACCUCAGGGAGCAACUACCAGCGCUCCAGGGAAACAAAGAUACAAACGCUAGUGAGUUUUCACCAACAGCUGUCGAAACCCCAUGCUCAAGUCCAAUGACAACGGCAGUGGACACUGACAAAAUAUCGCAAGACAACAGUAACCAAACUGCUAACUAUCCUGUCUCCGUUUCAGAGCACUUCACAGACCACGGGCAAGCAGAGUAUGACUCAGAAGAUGGCAAUUACUCAAGCAAGUCUGCCGAUGUGGACGUUGACACUAUCGGACGUGUUCCAGUAUCUCCUCCAUCGCCUAGCUUAUCUGAGGACCCCAGACAACACGAUCGUGAAACGCUCAACAAUAUUCCCACUCCUGAGUGGUUUUCGGAGGAAGAUUGUCAACUUCAAACUGACCUUACUCAACCUAAAACGUCGCUCAGCAAGGACACAGAUCAAGAGACAAAUUCGAAAUGUAAAGUGUGCGAUAAAACCUUCAGUACGCCAUCUAAUCUUACCUGUCAUGGACGACUUCACUCAGGCAAGAAACCCUUUACGUGCAAGUACUGCGCUAAGUCAUUCAGUGAUAAAUCGAAUCAUAUUCGUCAUGAACGUAUCCAUACAGGGGUAAAACUAUUUAAGUGCGAUCAGUGUGAGCAAAGGUUUUACACCAACACCAAUCUCAGAAUUCAUCUACGCAUCCAUACUGGAGUUAGACCAUACAAGUGUAAACAAUGUGGCAAGGCAUUCAGACAACCAUCGCAUCUCACAGCUCACCAACGUAUCCAUGCUGGAGAGAAAGCAUACAAGUGUAAAGAAUGUGACAAGGCAUUCAGACAAUCUUCACAUCUCACAGACCAUCAACGGGUCCAUACAGGAGAGAAAGCAUACAAGUGUAAAGACUGUGGCAAGGCAUUCAGACAAUCAUCACAUCUCACAGUUCACCAACGCAUCCAUGCUGGAGAGAAAGCAUACAAGUGUAAAGACUGUGGCAAGGCAUUCACGCGAAUUUCGAUUCUAACAGCUCAUCAGCGCACCCAUACUGGAGAGAAACCAGUCAAGUGUAAAGUAUGUGACCAGGCAUUCUGGGCAAGAUCAACUCUCGCAAAUCAUCAACGGAUCCAUACUGGAGAGAAACCAUUUUCGUGUAAGGAAUGUGGAAAGUCUUUCUCUCAGAAAUCAAGCCUAACACGUCAUGAACGAAUGCAUACCUGAGAGGUACAAGUAUUUCACUGAGAAAACACACUUUGGGAGACCACGCAAAUACAACACAUCCGUGACCGUGAAACAGAACGCUUUUCAAGAUUAUUUUUAAAACAAUGUUAAUUGGACAUUGUGAAACGGAUGUAGCGUACAAGUACAGGCAAUAUGAUCCCAAUGCAAUGGUCACUGCUUACAUGCUGACUUAAACAUAAUUUUCUUCAUGCAACAUUUUUACAACUGAACAGGUCUGCUACUUGCAAUGUGCUAGUGCUGCACCUGCGUGCUGUAUUCUUAGUGUCUUUGAAUAGUAUGCAUAUUUUCAUGUCUUUGUUCACCUAUAUUUUUGCCCUUUUUCAUGUUCUACUCUUGAUUUCUUGCCUUUUCCUCUCCUUGUUCUCCCUUCUCUUCUGGUAUCUCGUUUAAUUAACCGCGUGCGUUGCCCAAGCCAAGACUAGGCUGACGCCGAUUGCAAACACGAAAGAGCUGAUCAUGAUGAUUAUGAUGACCAUCAAAAAUGUUAUCAUUAUACAUGUAAUUGUAUUCCAGUUGAUGUCUACAGUUUCAUUUCAUGUAAUGCAUUGAACUUAAUACACAGAAGGACCGUAUUUCCUUAUUUAA